AUGUGUGCUCGCCACUCUCUCCUCUCGAAUGCUACGUUCUAUGGUAUUCUCGUUCGUGAUGGGGUCACCAAAUCUUCGUUUAGCAAGCCACUCGCCGACGGGCUCGAAAUCUACUUUCAUACCCUGGCGGGGUUCGAUUUCUUCCUCGCGGAGAUGUGGGUCGACCGGGUGUUCACCCCGUUGAUACACAUUGUUAUGUCUCCACCAGGACCAACCAAGAGACAUUGCAAAGGACUCACAGCAAUCGUCCGCUACCUGCCUCCAGUCCCUGUUGUCGCUCCCCGCCUUCGGCCGAAUCGGCUCACCGCUACUCAGCAAGACAAGCAACUUGAAGCUCGGGGCUGCAAGCAACGCAAAGAACACAGACCACCGCAUCCAAGUUCCUGUUUGCGCUUUCGUUCAACGACCCAUGAAGUCUUUUGUGCUCAACUUCAAACUCUUCCCCUGUCAAUGCUCUUCGACGUGGCUACUCACCUGCCUCGCACCGCUCUCGACGACCUUCUCAAACUGGAGCCACUGUGGUAUAAUGGUGUAAUGGACUGUGGACAGACCCUCUUUGCUCGUGAUCUUAUGUCUGUCUUUUCUCUGGCUUCACCCACAAUCUCGAGCGGGGAUCUCACGCUCCUGCGGAAUGCGACCUGCGACCACACUUGUCGAAUGACGCAGUUAGCCGAUCUUCUCAAUGUUCCUUCGCUGGGUAUAUCACACAAGCUCGACUUGGCCGCCAUCUACUUCUUCAUUGCCAAUCACGAACGAGAUAUUCCGCCUGAACAAACUUGGUUGUGGCAAGUCUCAAGGCCAGCUCGCUUAAUUGCCAAUGGCAGGGAGAAGAACAUUCGGUCCCAGACGGUUGCAAGUGGUGGGACUCUGGAUGUCUUGAGAACUUUGCGUCUUCUGGGAGACCGGGGUGCUCGUGACCGGAUGGAUUGGACUAGCGCGCCGUUUCAAGUUACUGGCGGUCUAACAUACAGUCCAGCACCGUUGGGUUCUGACACUAGACGGCUCUUCGGGGGUUUCGGAUUCUAG
This is a messenger RNA of Mycena indigotica, 1026 nucleotides long. RefSeq lists its product as uncharacterized. The transcript is spliced from 6 exons. NCBI's taxonomy places the organism in Eukaryota, Fungi, Basidiomycota, Agaricomycetes, Agaricales, Mycenaceae. The record is from RefSeq and is a predicted model, not a curated record. The coding region runs from base 1 to 1026 and encodes 341 amino acids.